AAAUUUUAGGGCUCCGCUAACUUAUACCGUACUAGGUCAAAAUGCCUGGGCAGGCGAUUCCUCCUCCGUGCUCCUUUCUCCAAGUCGGCCAGGCAUUCACAGGGAUCCAGAAUGUGUCGAAUUCGCAGAAGGAGGAAGCUUGGAAGGUCAAUGUCCGCUUGCAAGGCUGCGAUAUCCAGCACGGCUACCUCUGCGGUAGCAUGGAGGCUCUCAAUGUUCCAUCCGCAGAAACUCCAGUUGUAACGUUUUGGGAGGGCCAAAUUGUAGACAAUCGAAACUACACUUUCUUCACUGGCCAGUGGGACGCAAGUCCAGACACGGAUGUCAAGCACUGGUCGAAGUUUUCAUCGUUUUUACCACUCUCGGAUACCGUGGAAAGAGACGGCGGCAGAUCUCUUGAUCUCGCAACUUACCCAUCCAUUUUCAUGAGGUGGAAAGAAAAGUUCUUCGUCAAUGUUGGUGCCGACUGCGGCUUGACAAUAGCCGGCUUUUACUACGUUUGCUUCUCCCGCAACAAUGGCGCCGUCCAAGGCUUCUACUACGAUCCAAACAGCAGUCCUUUCCAAAAGCUCGAUCUCAAGGCAACGAACGAGGGCCGGGCCGGAGCAAGCUUCGCGAGUUAUCAGUUCCAGUGAAACGAAACUUGCAAAUCAUCCAUCGGUGUUAUAAGUAUGCAUGUAAAGGUAGCCAUCUCUCUCACAAACGAAACAAAAAUAACUUGUAUGGUU
Messenger RNA from Selaginella moellendorffii, 728 nucleotides. Its product is annotated as glucose-induced degradation protein 4 homolog. The transcript is spliced from 7 exons. The coding region runs from base 42 to 635 and encodes 197 amino acids. NCBI's taxonomy places the organism in Eukaryota, Viridiplantae, Streptophyta, Lycopodiopsida, Selaginellales, Selaginellaceae. Gene Ontology annotation, cellular component: GID complex; extrinsic component of membrane. Gene Ontology annotation, biological process: protein catabolic process in the vacuole; proteasome-mediated ubiquitin-dependent protein catabolic process; protein targeting to vacuole. The record is from RefSeq and is a predicted model, not a curated record.